Messenger RNA from Falco peregrinus (peregrine falcon), 2817 nucleotides. It is a transcript of the gene ABI3, whose product is annotated as ABI family member 3. The record is from RefSeq and is a predicted model, not a curated record. The coding region runs from base 1014 to 2111 and encodes 365 amino acids. Lineage: Eukaryota; Metazoa; Chordata; Aves; Falconiformes; Falconidae. Gene Ontology annotation, molecular function: SH3 domain binding. The transcript has 8 exons. Gene Ontology annotation, biological process: regulation of cell migration. Gene Ontology annotation, cellular component: lamellipodium.
UGGGGGUCAGGAACGGCUCAGGCAGCUCUUGGUCCUUUGGCGUGUGAGGAGUCUGGGCUAGUGCUGGAGGAAGUUCAUCAUUUCCCUCGUCCUUGCGCUGGUGGGGCCACGGGCUCAGGAAGGGCCAAGCCCUAACGUGGGUUUUGCUCCUGUCUGGCCGGUGCAGUCACUGGGGCUGAGGACAGAGCCUGGGAGGCCCCAGGGAAGAACCUGUGGGAGGAGGAGAAGAGGGUGGAGGGGGAUUUCCAAGUGAAAAUUUCCUGCCCUCCGCACAACCUCAGCCUCACGCGUGGGGACGUGAGAGGUUGUUUUAGCGAAGCAUGGAGGGGAACGUGCUGUCCUGGGUGAGGGAAGGACGGGGGGUCACUUGUCCCACCCCUCUGUACCCAGAGCUGCACGAGGUCUGGGUGACUGGGGUGAUGCUGCGUGGGGGAUGUGGGGUGCGUGGGGCUUUUCCAGGGAGGAGGGCCUGGCAGUCUGCCCUUGGCUGCAUCCCUUCCUGAUGGCUGAUAAAGGGGAAGGGAAGGGAAUCGCCCUCCCUGGGUGUGCCCAAGCCCGGCUCAGCCCCUCACGCACCGGGAUGGUGACGGCAGCUCAUGGAGGACGGCCACCGAUGGCAGAGAUGGGGGUCAGGAUCUUUUCUGCUUGCUUGCCCCCCCUCCCCUGCACUGCUGGCUCCUCCAUGACUCACAUCCUUCACUGCCACAGCCGCUCUCACCCCCUGCCUGGUGGGGUGGCCACCAGCUGCAGCUGGGGUUGCCCCCCAACACAACCCUCGUGGGGCUGGGGCUACACUGGCUGCCUCCCCGCUGCCCCCCCAUUUUUCCUGGCUGCACCCAGCUCUCCGGAGGUCAGUGAUGUGAAGGUGGCCGGGGCGGGCCCCACAGCUACGGGGUGUCCCUUGGGGGAUCGGGGACACUGCGGCGCCCACAGUCCCUGCGUCAGCACCGCCACGAGCUUCAAAACCCAGCGCCGAGGCGGCUGGGGAGGAAGUGGGAGCUGAGCCCAGCACCAUGUCAGAGCUGGAGCAGCUGCAGCAGCGUGACAUCCCAGCAGGCCGGCAGGUCCUGCGCGACCACCACUGCAACCUCCACAGGGUCGCCGACUACUGCGAAAGCAACUACUUGCAGGCGAGUGACAAGCGGAAGGCGCUGGAGGAGACGAUGGCGCUGAGCACGCAGUCCCUGGCCAGUGUGACCUACCAGGUCAGCAGCCUGGCCACCGCCUUCCUGCGGUUGCUGGACCUGCAGGCGGCCGAGCUGCGGAAGGUGGAGGCUGACGUCAGCUGCGUGGCCCAGAGGGUUGACAUGCACAAGGAGAAGGUGUCUCGCCGGGAGAUUGGCUCGUUAACUGUCAGCAGGAGGUUCCCGUCCUACCAGAAGAUUAUGCCCCCCCCCAGCCCACCCUGCCUGGAGCCCUACUACAGGAAACCCCUCAACUUCAGCAUCCUGGAUGACAUUGGCCAUGGCAUAAAGGACCACAGCACCCAGCUGUCCCGCACGGGCACCCUGGCUCGGAAGGGGAUCAAGUCGACAGCGCAAGCUGUGGGCACCCUGGGGAGAAGCACCCGCGUCCCUGAGCCCAUCCAGCCACCCGUGGUUCCCCAGGGCAAACUCUCAGCAGCCUCCUCCACUUCCUCGCUGAUAACCGUCGGCUCGAGCGGAGCCCCGGCAGCCCCCUGUGAAGGCAUCCCUGUCCCACCACCGCUCCCCUCCCUGCUGGGGCCAUCCCCACCGGCUGCGGCUGCCAUCCUGCCGCCCCCACCUCUCCCUGGGGACCUGCCACCACCAGGAGACAUGGACAUGCCCCCACCAGACCUCAUGCCCCCAGCCCCCGAUGAUCUCGAGACGCUGCCACCACCAGCUUUGCCUGCCUUUGAGGAUUUGGCCCCCCUGCCACCACUUGCUGCAGAGGACCCCCCUUGGGUUCCGGAGAACUACCUGGAGAAAGUGGUGGCCCUCUACCCCUAUGCACAGCAGAAGGACAACGAGCUCUCCUUCCAGCCUGGCGCCCUCCUCUUUGUCACACGACGCUACUCGGAUGGCUGGUGCGAGGGCGUCAUGGGUGAGGAAGUGGGUUUCUUCCCCGGCAAUUACGUGGAGCCCAUCUGAGCACCAAGGGCAGGCAGGCCCCUGCACAGCCCCCCCCCCCCCCUCCUGGAUCGGCUGCAUCCUGCUCCUGCUCGCAGGGCUGCGCUUCGCCUAUCAAUUCUGGCUUUGCACAGCUCAGCCCUUGCAUGGGCAGCCAGACCGGGUGCCACUGCUGGCACUGCUGCACCCUGACAGCUACCAGCACCCAGAACAUCUCCUGCCUGGCCCCUCUCCCAUCUUCUUUUUUCAUGACAGCAGCACUGGCUCCUGCUGGUGCUGGGAUGGUUUAGCACUGCAGUGCUCUCAGCUGAUGGAAACGCAGCGGGCGGCACGUUGGUCCUGUGGAUGGAUCCUGGUGAUGCUCCUGGCCCCACAGGACCAAAGCAGAGAAAUGGGGGACAGGGCCAAAUGCCCACAGGGACGCAGAGGAGAGCAGCACCCAGCUGUGGACCCAGGGAAGCUGCAUGCUGUCCCCACCAGCUUGAGACACAGAUGGGGAUGAGCCAGGGCCCGAUUCUCCAGCAAAGGGGUCCCCACGGGGGCCCCUGCAGAGCAUCGCUUGUAGCCCAGCCCCACUCCGCUGCCCCCACUCCAACGCAAUCCCACCACCUUCACCAGCCCAAGGAAGAGAAACAACAUGUAUGUGCAACUCGGAGAGCUGUUUCAUGUCCAGGUUUAUGUCCUGGAUACAUCUUGUGUAUCUGCAAUAUAUAUAUAUAUCUAUAUA